AUACGUCUGCUAACUGUUAGCCGCGAAUUGCGAACUGCCUACUUCUGUCAUUUCUUUGGUUCAUAUGUUGCUCCUAUUGGGUUAAAUCAACCAUAACACACUUAUUUUCACAACAUUAAGGCAGUAUGAACAUAGAACAGUCUGCUGAAACCCACUGUAGUGCUAAUAAGUGUCCAGUUUCGACACCGGAGGGGAACGACUUGAAGAAAGGAGCUCUGAAAAGAACACCAUUCUCAAAGUUUAGGAGAGUCAACUCCAACUUCAAAUCACCUCUUCAAGUAACCGAGAGUGCUAAAGUUAGCCCAGCAGAGGAGGUGGCAGAGCUGGAGAGGAAAAGAGACCAGCUGGACUCAGAGAUAGCACAGCUGGAGGCUGAGGGUUGCAGAGUAGAGGAGCUGGAGCGUCAUAUUGAUAUGCUGCAUGAGUACAAUGACAUCAAAGACAUUGGACAGUCCCUCCUGGGUCGUAUUGCUGCUGUGAGGGGGACCACCACACGAGAGCUCUACAGCCACUUUGGUCUGGAACUGGAUGAUUGAAAAAAAAAAACUCUGAAAUUACAGUGGUGAGAAUUGUUCCUCAUGACCGAGGGGAGAGGGGCUUAAAGACCAAAUAUAGGAGGAUAGAUUUGGACUAAAGAUGUGACUGGAGGAGCUGUGUUGACCUCAACCGGCUCCUUCAGACGGAGGUUUGUUCAUCUUUCUUGGUGAAUUUGUUUUCAACCCAGUUACCGAGAGAGAUUUCGACAACAUAGUAAGAGGUGAAUGACACUGGCCCUGACGACAGACAUGGUAUUUAAGAGGCCACCCACUCAAACCAUUAAUUUAAUGCUUUGUUUUGACUUUUGAGCUUAUUAAAUGGAGUUUGGAUGACGGUAUGCAUGAAUGUCAAUUUCAAGUUUGUUAUUUUCAAAAAAGAGGGAACACUAGAGUGUUGACUUAAAGUGUAAAAUAGAAUGCACUAGCUCUUGGUAUGAUAUGCUUUAUAUGCUGACAAUAAUAUGUAAUAAAUGAGACACUCAGACCACCACA
Molecule: messenger RNA, 1028 nt
Organism: Sebastes umbrosus (honeycomb rockfish)
Lineage: Eukaryota; Metazoa; Chordata; Actinopteri; Perciformes; Sebastidae
Gene: swi5
Product: SWI5 homologous recombination repair protein
Exons: 5
Coding region: 126-536 (136 amino acids)
Biological process (GO): double-strand break repair via homologous recombination
Cellular component (GO): Swi5-Swi2 complex; Swi5-Sfr1 complex
Source: RefSeq, a predicted model, not a curated record